Molecule: messenger RNA, 2609 nt
Organism: Hipposideros armiger (great roundleaf bat)
Lineage: Eukaryota; Metazoa; Chordata; Mammalia; Chiroptera; Hipposideridae
Gene: BTN1A1
Product: butyrophilin subfamily 1 member A1
Exons: 8
Coding region: 55-1632 (525 amino acids)
Biological process (GO): regulation of cytokine production; T cell receptor signaling pathway
Cellular component (GO): external side of plasma membrane
Molecular function (GO): signaling receptor binding
Source: RefSeq, a predicted model, not a curated record
UGUUGGUGCCUUUUCCUCCACCGUCUGAGGCUGACGCUCCAGCGGAGGACAGAGAUGGCCGCCUUCCCAGGGUCCUGGCUCCUCGGGGGUGCGCUCGCGCUCCUUGUCCUGCAGCUGCGCGGGCUGGAUUCCGCUCGCUUGGACGUGAUCGGGCCCCCGGACCCCAUCCUGGCCGUGGUGGGGGAGGCCGCGGAGCUGCCCUGCCACCUGUCGCCGGCCGCGAGCGCGGCGCACAUGGAGCUGCGGUGGUUCCGGGAGAAGCAGUCGCCCGCGGUGCUGGUUCACCGGGACGGGCGCGCGCAGAACGCGGAGCAGAUGGCCGGCUACCGGGGCAGAGUCGCGCUGGUGCAGGACGACAUCGCGCGGGGCCGCGUGGCCCUGAGGAUCCGCAGGGUCCAGGUCUCGGACGACGGGGAGUACAGGUGCCUCUUCAGGCACAACGACAGCUACGGAGAGGCCAGCGCGCGCCUGAAGGUGGCGGCUCUGGGAUCUGAACCUCACAUCCAUAUUGAUCAAGAGAGUGGGGAGACCCGGCUGGAGUGCACCUCAGGGGGAUGGUACCCAGAGCCCCAGGUGCAGUGGAGAACUUCUGGGGGAGAGACGUUCCCAUCCGUGUCCGAGUCCAGGAAUCCUGAUGAAAAAGGCCUGUUUGCUGUGGUGGCUUCCGUGGUCAUCAGAGACACCUCCGUGAAGAACGUGUCCUGCUGUAUCCAGAACACCCUUCUUGGCCAGAAGAAGGAAGCAGAGAUUCCCAUACCAGCUCCCUUCUUCCCAAGGCUGACUCCCUGGAUGUUGGCUGUGGCUGUCAUCUUGAUGGUCCUAGGAAUCCUCACCAUUGGGUCCAUAUUCUUCACCUGGAGGCUUUACAAGGAAAGAUCCAGACAGAGGAAGAGUGAAUUCAGCUCUACAGAGGAACUCCUGGAACAGCUCAACUGGAAAAAGGCUACAGUGCACGCAGUUGAUGUGACUCUGGAUCCAGACACCGCCCACCCCCACCUCUUCCUGUACGAGGAUUUCAAAUCGGUCCGGCUGGAAGAUUCACGUCAGAAGCUGUCCGAGAAACCAGAGAGAUUUGACUCCUGGCCUUGCGUGUUGGGUCGGGAGGCCUUCACCUCGGGCACACAUUACUGGGAGGUGGAGGUGGGAGACAGGACCGACUGGGCAGUUGGGGUGUGUAGGGAGGACGUGGUGAAGAAAGGGUUUGACCCCAUGACUCCUGAGAAUGGGUUCUGGGCUGUGGAGUUGUAUGGAAAUAGCUACUGGGCCCUUACCCCUCUCCGGACCCCUCUCCCACUGGCAGGACCCCCCCGCCGGGUUGGAGUUUUCCUGGACUAUGAAUCAGGGGACAUCUCUUUCUACAACAUGACUGACGGCUCCCAUAUCUAUUCUUUCCCCAAUAUCUCCUUCUCUGGCGCCCUCCGGCCCUUCUUCUGCCUUUGGUCCUGUGGUAAAAAGCCCCUGACCAUCUGCCGGACCACUGAAGGGCUUGAGGGAGUCACCGUAGUUGCUGAUGUCAAGAACCCUUCUACGGAGAUCCCACUGUCCCCCCUGGGGGAGGCCGUGGCCUCUGGGGACACAGACACCCCCCAUUCUAAACUAAUCCCCGCCCAGCCCAGCCAAGGGGCACCUUAAGGACUAUCCCAGCUCAGCUCUUUCCCUUCACUCUGCCCGCUCCCUGUACCACCCCAAGGCUGCAGCUGUCAGCCUCACCAGCCCCCCUUUCUUCCUGUUGGUCAGGGACCAAUUCGUCCUGGGAAGAUUGUGUUGCUGCUGCUACAGAGUGUGGGAUGUAGGACCUAAUCUGUUUCUGGCCCAGUAUUCAGGGGGCUGGGGCUGACUCUUCCACUGCUCUGGUCUCCUAUCCCUUGAGGCCAAAUACGACAGACAGGGAGGGACAUGAAAGGACCCAGAAGAGACAGCUCAGGGAUGGAGACAGAGUUAGGUUUGCGUGUGGUUAUGACCAACACACCCUGGUUUCCUGAAUAGGGUAUGUGAAGAACGGGUUUUAGGUAAGCAGAAACCGCAAAGCAUCCUGGGAAUGGAAGGCCCAAGGCUGAACUCCCAUAAAGGAAGCUGGAGGGGGACGUCGUGAUGGAGGAAAGUGAGGUGACCCAGGCCUGCCGCUAGCGUUUCAGGGCCUGUUUCACAGGUCUUGCCAGCCAUGUCCUACAGGGUGGAGGGAGCUAGCCCUACCUCUGUGGGGUUCUGAGCAGGUGGCAGUGGGGCACUAGGCGUCACACAGAAGGAGUGACAGAGAAGCUCGAAGUCGUGCGCACGACGGUCACGUGGGCCCUCUUCGCUCUCUGCGCCCACUGUUGCUCCUUUCCUGGGAUAGUUCCAGCCUCACUCUGUGGACUCCACAAGCUUCCUGUUCUCUUCCUCCUCAUGAGCUAGAGUCUCCCCACAUCAGAGGCCUCUCCAGGAACCGCCCCUCAGUGACACCACCACUUCCUCAGCCCAUGUCUCAGCCUCACGCCCCUUUAGCCUUCAUCCCAGCAUUCUGUUUAACCUCCUCAAACACACCUCCAAUUAGCGUCAACUCUCAUGCUCUCCGCCCCUCCCCAGGCAGCCUUCCUGCUAUCUCCUCCUCCUCCUCCACCUCCUCCUCC